CGCGAGAAAUCCCAAACUAACGUUUGACGAAGACGUCGACACUUUACUAACCCACAGCAACACCGCAAAGGUACUUGGACCGACCUCGUCGCGCGCAAACCGGUUACUAACGUGUACUCGCAAAGAUGGUCGCCGCAAAGAAGCACGUCCCGAUCGUGAAGAAGCACACGAAGCGCUUCAACCGCCACCAGUCGGACCGCUUUAUGCGUGUCGACCCAUCAUGGAGAAAGCCAAAGGGAAUCGACAACCGUGUCCGCAGACGCUUCAAGGGUCAGGCCGCUAUGCCAAAGAUCGGCUACGGUAGCAACAUCAAGACCCGCCACAUGAUGCCUUCCGGCCACAAGGCUUUCCUCGUCAACAACACCCGCGACUUGGAUCUCCUCCUCAUGCACAACAAGACCUACGCCGCUGAGAUCGCACACGCCGUCUCCUCGAGGAAGCGGAUAGAGAUUGUUGCCCGUGCUAAGCAGCUCGGUGUGAAGGUCACCAACGGCAAGGCCAAGAUCACCACUGAGUCGUAGAGGAAUUGGGAAGGGACGUCUCACUUUACGCGGGCAAUGAGAACAGGCGAUCGGAUGACAAGGCAGCAUGGCGCAUAUUGUGGAGCAAUGGAAAUAUGACUUUUACAUUGGACAGGCCGACUCAGUUCAGGCCAGUCGAGUCUACACAAACGCCGCCAGCGCCUUCGCUAUGACAACGUGCCAUUACGUAGCGAUCAAGUCGCUUGCAAGCAUUGAAGAAAAGACUUUCAUACCCCAUUUCCGUGU
Molecule: messenger RNA, 767 nt
Organism: Cercospora beticola
Lineage: Eukaryota; Fungi; Ascomycota; Dothideomycetes; Mycosphaerellales; Mycosphaerellaceae
Gene: RPL32
Product: 60S ribosomal protein eL32
Biological process (GO): translation
Cellular component (GO): cytosolic large ribosomal subunit; ribosome
Molecular function (GO): structural constituent of ribosome
Source: RefSeq, a predicted model, not a curated record